This is a messenger RNA of Puccinia triticina, 972 nucleotides long. RefSeq lists its product as uncharacterized. Bases 1 to 972 code for a protein of 323 amino acids. Gene Ontology annotation, biological process: actin filament polymerization; Arp2/3 complex-mediated actin nucleation. Gene Ontology annotation, molecular function: actin filament binding; structural constituent of cytoskeleton. NCBI's taxonomy places the organism in Eukaryota, Fungi, Basidiomycota, Pucciniomycetes, Pucciniales, Pucciniaceae. The transcript has 7 exons. Gene Ontology annotation, cellular component: Arp2/3 protein complex; actin cytoskeleton. The record is from RefSeq and is a predicted model, not a curated record.
AUGAUCCUCUUGGAAGACCACAAUAAAAUUAUUCAGGAUGUAUUGACCGACAAGUUUAGCAAGCCAGGUUCAUUGGAUCAAGCUUUUGUCGAUUUCGAUGGCGUCAGAUAUCAUCUCUCAACUCCUACUAAGAAGACGAUUGUCAUGUUGUCAAUGGGCGUGAGAUGCUGGCACGAGCUGGUCGAAUACGGUGUGUGGGAUAUCAUGAAACGCGAAUACGCCAAUUGGAUUUCUCAGGAGAUCGAGCCAGACUACGAUAUCAGUUUGAUAUUCGAGGUGGAGAAGCUGCCGACUGAUCCAGAGGAACGUUCGGCUUUGAUCCGAUCGGUUGCACUCCUCAAGCGCAAUGCACUGGCGGCACCCUUUGAACGCGCAUUUGAAAUCCAAAAGGCACUCGAAGCUAAUCCUCCCAAUCCUGACGCGGCGCCCAGAGAUCCCAAUCAGGACCUGAUGGCCCUCAACUAUCGCCCAGAGGAAGCGAUCUAUGUGAUUCCUAACAUCGACCGGGUCACCGUCGUGUUCAGUACGAUUUUUCGAGAGGAUACUGACAUGGUUUAUGGCAAAGUGUUCUUGCAGGAAUUCGUUGAUGCUAGGAGACGUCCUGCUAUCCAAACUGCACCCCAAAUCCUUUAUUCGAACCGAGAGCCUCCGCGUGAAAUAAAUCAUAUUCCGGGACUUGCAGCCACAGAAAACAUGGGGUAUGUGACCUUCGUCUUGUUUCCGAGACAUUUCUCUACGCCUGAAGUCGCCUUCAGCACAAUCUCUCGAAUCCAACUGUUCAGAGAUUACCUGCACUAUCACAUCAAAGCUUCAAAAGCUUAUCUCCACUCUAGAAUGAGAGCCAGAACCAAUGAGUUCCUGAAGAUAUUAAAUCGGGCCAAACCUGAAGUGCUUGAUAAAGAACGAAAGACUGCGAGGUACGCAUCCCUGACCUUGUUUCUUUCUAAUAUCUUCGUACACUUGACCGACUGA